Messenger RNA from Zeugodacus cucurbitae (melon fly), 887 nucleotides. RefSeq names its product phenoloxidase-activating enzyme. The transcript has 7 exons. Lineage: Eukaryota; Metazoa; Arthropoda; Insecta; Diptera; Tephritidae. Bases 96 to 752 code for a protein of 218 amino acids. The record is from RefSeq and is a predicted model, not a curated record.
AUUUAGCCGGCGCAGUUCAUAUUAAAACGCUGUGCAAGCUAGACUUAAAACGCGCUUCAAAAUUAUUAAUUAAAAAAAAACCUUUAUUUGACGGAAUGAAAUUCAUAUUAUUGUGCGUGCUUGGUUUAAUCGUAAGCACUAAAGGAGCCGGCUUCAUUACAGAUCAAUGUAAAACGCCAAAUGAUGAAGACGGAGAAUGUGUAAAUAUUCAGACUUGCAAAUCUUUAUUGAACAUCUCGGGGAAACCUUUCAAGACAGACUGGGACAAAUUUAUAAUGAGAGCUCAUGGUGAUGCAUGUCAGCACACGGAAAAUAAAGAAGAUGUGUGUUGUCCCAUCUCCGAAAUUAUGAAGCCACAGACUACAACCAUGAAGCCAGAGACUACAACCAUGAAGAUUUACAUACCGACGAAUCAGGAAGGCUGUACCGUCGAUCGUUGUGUUAGCAUAUAUAACUGUAGUGUCUUAUUACAAAUCGCUAUGAACCCUAAUAUAACAGUAGAAGAUAGGCAAUAUUUACGUGAUAGACAGUGCAAAAAUUACGCUGAUAAAUAUAGUGUAUGCUGCCCGGAACCGGAACUGCCGCCAGAGCAUCUAGAGUGUGUAGCACCAAAGGGCGCGCCUGGUAUCUGCAUGGCUCCCGAAGAUUGCAUACCAAUAUCAAUAAUUCAUAGAAAGGAGAGACAGACACAAGAAGAUAUAAAGUUUUUACUUGAUAGCGCAUGUCCCACUCAAGAUGAGCUGAGCAUCUAGAGUGUGUAGCACCAAAGGGCGCGCCUGGUAUCUGCAUGGCUCCCGAAGAUUGCAUACCAAUAUCAAUAAUUCAUAGAAAGGAGAGACAGACACAAGAAGAUAUAAAGUUUUUACUUGAUAGCGCAUGUCCCACUC